AUGCCAUCCCGAAUCCCAGACAUUAACAAGGUGCGUCAACUCAUUCCUCCAUUGUCGAGUGAAAUGCACAAGGGCCAGGCUGGACGCGUCGGUGUCGUCGGAGGUUCCGAAGACUAUACGGGUGCACCUUUCUUCAGUGCCAUUUCUGCCAUGCGACUGGGUGCUGAUCUAUGUCAUGUCUUUUGCGAGCCAGGUGCUGGCACUGUUAUCAAGAGCUAUUCUCCAGAUCUUAUUGUUCACCCUUACAUGCGUACUUCUGACAAAAAGGAUGCCUCCGUGGAUAACAUUGUCAAACGAGUCACUGACACAUUCGGCCGAUUACAUGUCCUGGUCGUUGGCCCUGGGCUUUCACGUGACGAUGCUAUGCAGAACAGUGCACGCGAGAUCAUGCUCAAGGCUCGAGAACAGAAUAUGGCUAUUGUUGUGGAUGCGGAUGGCCUAUUUUUGGUGCAAAAUCAUCCUGAGACAGUCAAAGAUUAUGCAAAAGCGGUAUUGACUCCGAACGUUGUUGAAUUUAAGCGCUUGUGCGAACGCAUGGAUGUCAAUUCAAAAGAACACGAUCAAGAUACAGUGGCAUACAAAUUGAGUCAAGCGUUUGGAGGUGUUACGAUUGUGCAAAAAGGACCCGUGGAUCUUAUUACAAAUGGAAAAGAAGUUUUGCGCUGUGAGACUGAAGGAGGACUUCGUCGUGUGGGUGGACAAGGUGAUAUUCUUUCUGGUACUAUUGCCACGUUUUUAGCAUGGGGUAAAGGCUAUGAAGAUGGUGUAUGGAAGCAUUCGAAUGAAAUUGAAUCCAAAGAUAUUGCCAUGCUAGCAUCGUGGGGAGCUUGCUGUGUUACACGUGACAGUUCGAAGAGAGCAUUCGAGAAAUAUGGACGUGCUAUGCUUACAUCGCAAAUGGUUGAAGAGAUUGGUGCCGCUUAUGCCAAGUUUGCAGAAAAUAAAUAG
Molecule: messenger RNA, 948 nt
Organism: Lichtheimia ornata
Lineage: Eukaryota; Fungi; Mucoromycota; Mucoromycetes; Mucorales; Lichtheimiaceae
Product: YjeF family domain-containing protein
Exons: 11
Coding region: 1-948 (315 amino acids)
Biological process (GO): metabolite repair
Molecular function (GO): ATP-dependent NAD(P)H-hydrate dehydratase activity
Source: RefSeq, a predicted model, not a curated record